Molecule: messenger RNA, 701 nt
Organism: Wasmannia auropunctata (little fire ant)
Lineage: Eukaryota; Metazoa; Arthropoda; Insecta; Hymenoptera; Formicidae
Product: multidrug resistance-associated protein 1-like
Exons: 2
Biological process (GO): transmembrane transport
Cellular component (GO): membrane
Molecular function (GO): ATP hydrolysis activity; ATPase-coupled transmembrane transporter activity; ATP binding
Source: RefSeq, a predicted model, not a curated record
AGAAUAAAGGAGUACAGCGAGACCGACCAGGAAGCGCCGUGGAAGAACACGGAGUACACGCCUUCGAAGGAGUGGCCUAAGCACGGUCGCGUCGACUUCAAGGACUUCAAGGUCCGCUACAGGGAGGGACUGGAUCUCGUGCUGCACGGUUUGACGUUCAGCGUACUCGGCGGCGAGAAGAUCGGCAUAGUGGGCAGAACCGGCGCCGGAAAGUCGUCCCUGACAUUGGCGCUCUUCAGAAUAAUCGAGGCGGCCCAGGGCAAGAUCUUGAUUGACGACGUCGAUAUCUCUAAGCUGGGUCUUCACGAUCUGCGCUCGAGGUUGACCAUCAUUCCUCAGGAUCCCGUAUUGUUCUCCGGAACGCUAAGGAUGAAUCUGGAUCCUUUCGAUUGCUAUUCCGACGAGGAAAUCUGGAGGGCGUUGGAGCACGCUCAUCUGAAAUCGUUUAUAGAAAACUUGCCAAGCGCUCUUUUACACGAGGUUACUGAAGGCGGAGAGAACUUAAGCGUGGGGCAACGACAGCUGAUCUGUUUAGCGAGAGCGUUACUUAGAAAAACGAAAGUUCUCAUAUUGGACGAGGCAACAGCCGCGGUUGAUUUGGAGACAGAUGAUUUAAUUCAGACCACCAUCCGCCAAGAAUUUAAGGAUUGUACAGUUUUGACAAUAGCCCACAGGCUCAACACUAUUUUAGAUUCCGACAG